AUGUCAAAUCAAUUUUAUGUUAUUUUUCUAUUCUUAUUGUUGAGUCUCACCUAAGUAACUCCAUAGGAAGUUAGUUUCUAUGAAGGUUUUGUAACAAUUUUGAUAUACGGUGAUGGAAGCUUAGAUGAUUUAUAAAGAAACUUAGAUUUCACAAAAAAUUAACCAUAUUAUGCUUAUGAAGUUCUGGUUGCAGUAAAAAACAAGGAAAUUAUUCAUUAGAUCUCCAUAAACAUAAAACACUAAGAAAACAUUUAGAUGAUUGAAACAAAAGACGUCGAUGACUUUGCAAAAAUAUUGAAAUCUUCAUUCCACUUAGUAAAUGGGGAGUAUAUAGCUUUGAUCAAUACAAGGACAACUAAUAAGCGAGAUAGAAUUUUGCAAUAGGUUUAUGAAGCUAGAACUUAAAAUUACAAUGUUGUAGUAUCUGAAAUUGAGAUUUUAAAUGAAUAAGGCGAGCCACAAGACAAUUCGUACUUAAUUGAUGUUGACUAUGCUAGGAAUUUAGAUGGUAUCCUAUUUUCAACAGACUUCAGAUUAGAAGCCGCAGUAGUUAUGAGAAAAUUAUACUUUGCUGAAAUUUUAAAUCAAAUUCCAGAGAUAAACAGAUAUUAUGCGAUGAGCUAAUUUGCAAAAAAUUACAAUGUUAAUUUCAGAAGCAAUGCUUUUACCCAAAUCAGCCUUAAUAGAUAUCAUCAGAUUUAUUUAGAAGAUUCAAUUGUUAAACCUUAAUAAGACAUAGUGAGAUAUUUGACAUACAAUUCUUAUUUGAACAACAGAAAUUUCUAAAUCUCUACUGUGUAAUUUUCUAAAAUAUUAAAUUGCUCUUAUGAUUUCUUAGGAUGCGAUGAGCAAACUCUUUGCUUGGUUGGAUAUCUAAUGAUAGACAAGUAUUUAACUGAUGAAUCCGUUUUUUACCAUUAAAGAAAUUAGAUUCUCGAUUAGAUAUAAUAGAUCUUUAAUCAAUCCUAGAAAUUAGAUGAAACUAAAUAAAAUCCUAUUUAACACCCUUUAGUAUCUGUAAUUAUGACUUGCUAUAAUAGAGACUACUAUCUAUUAAAGUCUAUCUAGCAUGUGUUUUAAUAGACCUAUGCUAAUUGGGAACUACUAAUCUCUGAUGAUGGCUCUCAUAAUCCAAAAACAAUCUAAAUUCUUUAGUUAGUCUAAAAUCACCCAAGGAUUAGAGUUUUACAUCUUUAUACAAAUCAAUAUGCUGCAUAUGCUCUAAAUUUUGCAAUUUCAUAAGCAAAGGGAGAAUAUCUAGCAAUUUAAGAUGAUGAUGAUAUUAUGUAUCCAUCCAGAUUACAUGAUCAAAUAGAUUUUUUGUAAAGAAAUUUAGAAUAUGAUAUCUGCGGAGCAGGAUUUAAAAGAAUAAAUGAAAUAGGAAAGCCUAAAUUUUAACUUUAAAAAAAGGAGACAAAAUCUUCUAUUGUAAUAAAGCUGAAUUUAAAAAUGAAAGAACUUUUCAUCUAUAAUCAUUCGACUGCUUGUGAUUAUUCACUAUUCCUAAAACUCCUAUUUGAAGUAGAUCAGAAUAUAAGAUUUGGUUAUUUACCAACUUUUGUAGUUGGAAUCAGAGAACACGAGAAAAGAAUUUCAAAUAAUGAUAAUGAAGUAUCUCACUACAAAAAAUGGAUUAACCUUAAAUAAAUAGAAAUAGCCGAAAAAAUAUAUCCAGAAAUAUUUGAUAACUUUGGAUACAAAUGCUUUGAGAAAACAUUCUAUUCACUCACAGCUAGCAAAGAUUUUAUAGAAACAUGUAAAAAUCAUGACAUUUAACAAUACUUUAACUAAGUUAAAAAUGGUACGAUAUAAAAACUAUUUGUAUAAUAAAAAGAUAUUAAAGAUUUAGAUUAAUUUUUUAGUCUGUACUAAUAUCAGUACACGAUUAGACGUCAAUUAAAUUAGGUCAAAUACUUGGAUUAGUAACGAACCUUUGAUUGUAUUGUUCAUUAGGGAGAAAUUCGCCUUUUAUUGCUUCAUAUUGAUCAAUUAAAAGAUUAUGUUGAUAACUUUUUAGUUAUCUACUUAAAAACUCCUACAGACCAUCUUAAAAUGGAAGACCUUAAGAAACAUCUUGUUGACUAACCUAGAUUUGAGGAUAAACUAUAGACUAUAUAAGUCAAAGAUGAAUAUGUUAAUGUUCACACGAUGUAAACUGCUGGUGUAUAUUUUGAUUAAUUUAAGUGUGGUUUUUACUAAAGUAAAGGUAACAAUAAAGCUAAGACUUAAAAAUAAAUAGCAAACAUGUCUUAUGCAGAGAAAAGAAAACUUGAAGUAUUUUCUAAAAUAAUUCAAGAAGAUUUAAUAUCAUAUUGUGGAAAGAAAUAAUAGAAAUAGGAAAAAAUAAUUGAGGAUAGACCAUACGAUGAACUUUGA
Molecule: messenger RNA, 2376 nt
Organism: Stylonychia lemnae
Lineage: Eukaryota; Ciliophora; Spirotrichea; Sporadotrichida; Oxytrichidae
Source: the annotation of a GenBank genome assembly